Erigeron canadensis is the source of this 1274-nucleotide messenger RNA. Its product is annotated as coenzyme Q-binding protein COQ10 homolog, mitochondrial. The transcript has 6 exons. Gene Ontology annotation, biological process: ubiquinone biosynthetic process; cellular respiration. Gene Ontology annotation, molecular function: ubiquinone binding. The coding region runs from base 142 to 915 and encodes 257 amino acids. The record is from RefSeq and is a predicted model, not a curated record. NCBI's taxonomy places the organism in Eukaryota, Viridiplantae, Streptophyta, Magnoliopsida, Asterales, Asteraceae.
GAAUAUGUUUAUUUAAGCAAAAGAAAGGACGACACAAACCAACACCGUCCACAACAACCGUCGGCCUUCUUCUCCGGUCAAAUCAAAUCAAAUCAAUUCCAUUAAUUUCCAUAAGUUAUUUGAUAUUGCUAUUUUAUUGCAAUGUCAUCACUAAAGUCAGCUUCUAAAGCUGCGUGCCAGUUAAUUUUAUGCAAAAAUGGUGGCAGGCGGCUACUGAGAAGGGUACAAAACAAUCCAGUACUUAAUGGUUGUACUCAAACUCGGUGUUUUAGGAGUGUUGGUAAUAUUGAAACAUUGCCAUUUUCUUGUCAAGUUAUUGGUGGUACCCGUAAGGAGGCUCCUUUAUCCUUGCAAAGUAUGUCUACUGGUAUUAUUACUCAAAGGAGAAGGUUUCUUGGUUGUGGUGAUGGGGAUGAGGGUAGCAAUGUUUUGUCUAAAGUUCACGAAGAGAAGCGUGUCAUGGGGUAUUCUCCAGAGCAGUUAUUUGCAGUAGUUGCUGCUGUCGACAUGUAUCAAGAUUUUCUCCCCUGGUGCCAACGAUCAGAUAUAAUUCAACGUCAUUCAGAUUCGGCUUUUGAUGCUGAGUUGGAGAUUGGUUUCAAAUUUCUUGUUGAAAGCUAUGUAUCUCAUGUACAAAUGGAGAAACCGAAAUUGAUAAAGACGACUUCAUCACAAAGCAGCCUUUUUGAUCAUUUAAUAAACAUUUGGGAGUUCAAUCCGGGACCUGUUCCAGGAACAUGUGACCUUCAUUUCUUUGUGGAUUUUAAGUUUCAGUCACCCUUGUACUCACAGAUGGCAUCCAUGUUCUUCAAGGAAGUGGUCUCUCGGCUAGUUAGUUCAUUCAAUGACCGUUGUCGUCUGAUAUAUGGGCCCGGGGUCCCAGUUCUUGAACAACCUAUUGAGCGAAGGGCAUGAAACUAACUGGUUAAAGAUUUGGAGGAUGGAUCCUAAUUCUAAAUCUUGAAUAUUGGAUAUUUGACAAUACGGUUAAACGACUCACCAAUUCUUUUGGUAUUUUCCAAAGCCAUUGAAUGAUUCAAGAUCAAAGGGGAUUCACCGUUGAAACCAUAUGUUUCCAAAUUCUGUUCACAGUCAACUGUUUUGAAAAGUCUCCGCUGUUGUAAAACACUGCAACGAAUUUGGUCUUUAGAAAUUGUUGCACACUUUGUUUAGAUUGUAUCUAGUUUACACAUUUAUACAUCUUAUCUUUGGCCUCAGCACCUGUAGACAACAAUUGAAUUAAUGAUAAUAAAAAACACAAAAUUUAGUAGAUC